Molecule: messenger RNA, 913 nt
Organism: Diatraea saccharalis (sugarcane borer)
Lineage: Eukaryota; Metazoa; Arthropoda; Insecta; Lepidoptera; Crambidae
Source: the annotation of a GenBank genome assembly
GUCAAUGUCAAUGUUUCUUUCUAGGGCCUAUGGCUUCAGAAUCCUGAAGUUCGUUUUUUAUAGGAAUUUCAGCAUAAUUUGUAUAUAUUCUGUUGUUAUUAUACGUGCUUUUUUAAAGGAAAUUACAAUACUAUGACACUCAUUUCGAAAUUAUUACCUGUUUUGCGUACAACAAAAACUGUAGAUUUGGUACCAGUUGUGAUUGGAUCAACUAAAUUUGUUUAUGGCAGGUGUUAUUCUACUAAUAAAAACACCGGAUUGACGAAAAGCCAAGAAAGAGCAGAUGUCUCCACUGAUGUUCGACCUUUGGGGGAAAAAAUUAAAGAAACCACCAAAACUGUAUCAUAUACAGGUAUCAUAUUACUUGGGGUGGGAGUUACAGGAGUAAUUUUCUUCUACGUAUUUAGAGAAUUGUUUUCAAGUAAUAGUGCCAACAGUAUAUACUCUACGGCUCUUGAGAAAUGUAAAAAUGAUCCCCGAGUAGAAGAUGCACUUGGUGCUCCAAUUAAAGGGUAUGGUGAAGAAACCACAAGAAGAAGACGAACACAUGUCAGCCAUGUAGUUUAUGAAAAAGAGGGAGUCAAACAUAUGAGGAUGAAAUUUUACAUAAAGGGCAUUAGGAACAAAGCUGUUGUUGAAUUGGAUAUGAAACAGAAUGAUUAUGGUAAUUACAUGUGCCGGUAUUUACUUGUACAACUUGAUGACUACAGUGGAAAAACUUUUAUUAUUGAAGAUAACAGAGCAGAGUUGGACAAUCAGAAUAAGUUUGGAGGGGCAUUACCUGCUUUAACACUUCAUCAGUAACUGUAAUAGAUUUGAAUGUAAAGUGUAAAUUAAAAUGUAGAUAAGUAGUAUUGAAUAUUAAAUGUACAUACUGGACAGAUGUAAUAUGUGAAUAUACGAUUGAUACACU